Molecule: messenger RNA, 996 nt
Organism: Ciona intestinalis (vase tunicate)
Lineage: Eukaryota; Metazoa; Chordata; Ascidiacea; Phlebobranchia; Cionidae
Source: RefSeq, a predicted model, not a curated record
AUGCUGUUUGUUGUUGUGUUUUUGGUGCCUUUCUGUAUUGCCUACUUUGUAGUUAGCAAUAUACGACUUCUACAAAAGUACAGGCUAAUAGCAGGAGGAAUUAUAUGGAUGCUUUUCAUUUAUUUCUUCUGGAAAAUCGGAGACCCUUUUCCAAUUCUCAGCGCCCAACAUGGAAUAUUAUCAAUUGAACAAGUUAUAAGCAGAGUCGGUGUCAUUGGAGUGACAGUUAUGGCUCUAUUGUCAGGCUUUGGUGCCGUGAAUUGCCCGUAUACCUACUCCUCCUAUUUCUUACGCCAUGUAACCGACGACGAUAUACAUACAAUGGAAAAAAAGCUGCUUCAAACGUGCGAACUCAUUGUUAAUAAGAAGAAGAGAAUUUCAGUCGCUCAGCAAAUGAACUCGGCAAAUCGUGAUGCAGAUGUUAGAAGUGGUAUAUGGGCAAGGUUUCGAAGCGCUGCUACUACGCAGCUGCCUGUGUCAAGUGAAAACAUCACACAGCUUCAACAAGAUGUUAAAACUCAUGAAGAAUUGAGCAGGCAGUUGUUUCUUGAGACUGUGGACUUGCAUGCUACCAAGGAGAGGAUACAAUACUCAAAGACAUUAAAAGGAAGAUACUUUAACAUUCUUGGCUACUUUUUCUCACUGUACUUUAUGAUUGUGACAUCAAUAAGGGGGUUGUUGAUCACACUUACCAAGUUCUUCUAUGCGAUUUCUAGCAGCAAGUCAUCUAAUAUCAUAGUGAUGGGUCUUGCACAAAUAAUGGGAAUGUACUUCGUGUCAUCUGUUCUACUGAUGAGAAUGAAUAUGCCCGAGUCUUAUAGGACAAUUAUAACAGAAGUACUCGGCGAAUUACAAUUCCAGUUCUACCAUCGCUGGUUUGAUGUUAUAUUCCUUGUCAGUGCUUUAAGCAGCAUUGGCUUCUUAUAUCUUGCUCAUAAACAAGCACCUGAAAAACACACUGUCAGAGAGUUACAUUUAUCCAGUGCAUUUACUUAG